UGUGCUCUCUCCUUACAAUACUGGGUUGAACGAAGAAGGUCUUUAGGACCCAGGGGGACGGCAGGCCACUGCGUGGAGAAGGCGCACACGCGCGCAUGCUACCCAAAAAUGCAUCGCCCCGUGGAGCCGGAGCUCACUCAUUCACAGUUCUUUGGAGAGAGAUGCUAGGCUGAGGCGGACACUCAGAAACCUUCUCACCCACCCAUCUUGGAGGCAAGGGUUCCUGCAAACAACCUCACCCAAGGCGGGGCUUCGUUUUUCCUUACGGCUCUCUAAAGAGAAUGAUGGUGAUACGAGUGAUUCAUUUCUACGGAUGGAUAUCUAAGGAUAUGAACUGAAUCUGAGAGUCCUUGGAUGGGUAUGGAAAACUCCUCAUCGUUGUAUUCUUCAAUAUAUUACAAAAUAUAAUACAAAUUGCACUUGGAUGGAUCACCACAGACUGUUAGUUGAAUGGGACCAGAAUAUCUUCUAAGGAAAUUGCUGAAGUUAAGGAUUUGGAAAAGAGACUUUUGCAAAGAUGACCCAUUUACAUGCUGGUCUCAGCCCAGAGACGAUAGAGAAAGCCCGCCUUGAACUCAAUGAAAACCCAGAUGUUUUGCACCAGGACAUCCAGCAGGUCAGGGACAUGAUCAUCACAAGGCCUGACAUUGGGUUUUUACGUACAGAUGAUGCCUUCAUCCUGAGAUUUCUCCGAGCCAGAAAGUUUCACCAAGCAGAUGCCUUCAGAUUACUGGCUCAGUACUUCCAGUACCGUCAGCUGAACCUGGAUAUGUUCAAAAAUUUUAAGGCUGAUGAUCCUGGGAUCAAACGAGCUCUGACUGAUGGAUUCCCAGGAGUGCUGGAAAACCGUGAUCACUACGGCAGGAAGAUACUUUUGCUUUUUGCAGCCAACUGGGAUCAGAGUAGGAAUUCUUUCAUAGACAUUUUACGGGCUAUUCUGCUGUCCUUAGAAGUUCUCAUUGAAGACCAAGAGCUUCAGAUAAAUGGCUUCGUUCUAAUUAUAGACUGGAGUAAUUUCUCCUUCAAGCAAGCUUCCAAAUUAACACCUUCUAUCCUCAAACUGGCCAUUGAAGGGUUACAGGACAGCUUUCCUGCUCGCUUUGGAGGAGUCCAUUUUGUGAACCAGCCUUGGUACAUCCAUGCCCUGUACACGCUCAUCAAGCCCUUCCUCAAAGACAAGACAAGGAAAAGGAUCUUUCUUCAUGGUAACAAUCUGAAUAGCCUUCACCAGCUUAUACACCCUGACUGCUUGCCCUCAGAGUUUGGAGGGACACUUCCUCCUUAUGACAUGGGCACUUGGGCUCGGACUUUACUUGGUCCAGACUACAAUGAUGAAAACGAAUACACGCACACUUCCUACAACACCAUGCAUGUGAAGCACUCGUCGUCCAACUUGGAGAGAGAAUGCUCACCCAAACUCAUGAAAAGGUCUCAGUCCGUGGUGGAAUCUGGAACGUUGAAACACGAGGAUCAGCAUGAGAAUGAGAACACCCAGCCACUGCUGGCUCUGGACUGAGUCUGAAUUCACCGCAAAGCGCACAACUGCACCAUCAGACUUCAAUGGGACAAGAUACCCAUGAAGCAAAAGACAGGUUUAAUACACAUUAACACACAUUCAGCUUGAAACAAGGCUCUCGGUCUUUGCAGAGCAAGUAAAUGAUCAUCACCAGCCAUCUGUAUGUGUGGCCAAAGCCAAUGGGGAGAUGCCCUGCGGCCCAAGUUCUAAGCUAAUGAGCCUGAUUGUAAAGCAGAGCCCCUCCCUUGUAAUUUUAUGGUUUAUGAUAUUAACAAUGGUUGAAAUGUUAGGGAUAACUUUGUAUGUUCAUGCACUCAAAGAUACAUCAGUUGAGGUUUUCCCAUACUGUUUAAGCAGGGAUAUUCUCCAGUUUUAUUAAAAUGAAAUUUAGAUGCAGUACACACACAAAUAUAUAUAUAUACAUUUCAAGUAAAGGUGUCUUGAGUUUAAAUAUUGCAGCAACAGGCAUAAUUUAGUCUGCAGCAUGGAGAGAACACCUUGAAACCCGUAAGUCCUUACAGAGCUGCCUCCUCUGCGUUUUAUCUACACACAACACACAUACACGCACACAGUAAGCAAUCACCAGCAGAAAAUUGUUCAACUCUGCAAUAUGUGAUCUCAUCACCUCAGCUAUUUGCAGGGGUCACUUAUUACAGUCCCCUGGAAAAUAAAUUCUUAACUUUUAAAAGUACUUAUAAACCUGUCAGCUCAAUGUAAUGACUGGAGUUGGAAACAGACACAGGCAAUUUGGAAAGCAAUUAUUUAAUUUUAACAGUGUGGGAUCCAACCCCCCCCCAAGGCAACUGCAGUAUGUGGGGUAGAUAUGUUGGUUGGGGGGGAAAGGAGGUGUCUGAGCUCAAUGGGAACACUUACUGGUGAUUAAUGUUCCACUCCAGGUCCUUUCAUUUAGGUCAUUCCGGCAAAUGAAAGCUCAGCAGAGCUGUUUAACCAUCUUUUCUCCAGCAAUCAGUUAAAGGUGUAGCCAGAGGGCCUGGCUGACUGCAGAUAUACGCUAUGCUUAUAAUGGAAAGGGAAAACUUGGAAUGAAUUAUUCAAUAUGCCUCCAUUAGAAGGAACCAUGGAAGAACAGAAAAACGUAGAACUGAAAUGCCAAAGAUCAUUUUGCUAUUCCCGUCUUUGCUCUACUUGCGAAAGCAAAUCCCAUUCUUGCAUUGAAAAUAGUAAGGGGGGGACUCCACCAUAUAUAUAUAUAUAUAUAUAUAUAUAUAUAUAUAUAUAUAUAUAUAUAUGCACGCUGUGGCUUUAUUUCUUCAAAGAGCUGGAAACAUGUUUGUUGACAUUUUGCAAUAGUAUGUAACAGCCAGUUAGCAAUCCUUAGCCAAACAGUACAUUUAUGCCAUAUGCCCUGAAGGAUUUGCUCGCUAUCUCAAGGAUGGCCAAGUAACUCUAAAGUCAAGGAUGGGGAACCUGUGACCUUCUAGAUGUCAUUAGACUCCAAGUCCCAGAAGCCUUAGUCACCAUAGCUAAUAGCCAAGGAUGAUGGGAACUGGAGUGCAACAACAUCUGGAGGGCCACAUCCUUCAUCCCUGUCUUUGGUGAAGCUGAGAAACAAUUGCAAUCAUUUAGUAGAAGUCACAUGUAAUGAAUAAAGCCAUGAUAUGUUGCUGGCAUAAUGUUUCAUUGUUAGGGAUAUCAUUCAGAAACUGUUUUAUCUAUUGUGUAGAGCUAAGAUGUUUGUACAGAGUUGCAGCAGAUAUAAUUUAGUUGCAGAUUCUAUUGCUCCAGGGGGCCAAAUAAAAAAAUGAACUUGGUCUCUCUUGUAAAAUCAAAGUUCUAUCAAAUCAGUAAUUAUCAAGUCAGUCUUUUAUUGUUUCUCAGUGAAAUACAGGGUCUCCACCUUUACUACAGGUUUACUUUGGACUGUUGCUUCUGCUGGUAAAGUCCAGAUUGUUUACUAAUCCUUUGUCACAGGGGCCAACAUAAAAAAGCUGCUUAUCAUUCAUAACAGAAAAACUGAGUUUUUACCAAUGUAUCUGUUUUCAGAAAAGUUUGCUGUACUUAACUCUCACUCCUACCACCAUGGACUUUGAACCCUCUGGAAAUGAUGACCAAAUGCAUUGUAAAUUUUGGGGAAGGUUGCAACAAGUAUUAAAAUCUUAGCUAAA
This is a messenger RNA of Podarcis raffonei (Aeolian wall lizard), 3642 nucleotides long. RefSeq names its product clavesin 1 (gene CLVS1). Lineage: Eukaryota; Metazoa; Chordata; Lepidosauria; Squamata; Lacertidae. The record is from RefSeq and is a predicted model, not a curated record. The coding region runs from base 518 to 1516 and encodes 332 amino acids. Gene Ontology annotation, cellular component: membrane. The transcript has 6 exons. Gene Ontology annotation, molecular function: phosphatidylinositol bisphosphate binding.